CGUAGAAGAGAUGUGAUGUCAUUGGUCCUGACGUCACGGAGGGGAGGCAGAUUUCGAUAUAAAGGGAGAGUAUCACCCCUCGAGUCUGUCCGACGAGAACUAACUGGCCACUUUGAAAAGUUGUUGUUAACCGACGACUCUAUCCUAAACACAUACCACAGCAACACGGUGGUAGUUUUUACACCGCUCCGGCUCCGAGAUUAUACUAUACAGGUCAAAAUGCAUCAUAGUUGUUGCAUGUGGAUUUUAGUCAUCGCAACCGCGGUAUGGACGGACGCAAUCACAGGACACGAGGACAAAGUCGGGAUUAAAAGUCAACAGGCGCAGCAACAGCAACAAUCUGACAUUAUGCAGACAAUGGUGGACGGUGGUGGACAUCAGUCGAUCCAGAUGACAUCUCCGGCGGAAAGUUAUUUCAACGACCCACUGGGCCCGUUGGGCUAUUUGGCCAAACGCGCGCACAAGCAGUACGGUUUUGGACUCGGAAAACGUCUUUACCGGCAAUACGAGUUCGGAUUGGGAAAGCGGUCAGCGUCAAAGCAGUACGGAUUUGGUCUGGGUAAACGGGCUGCGCUCAAACAGUACGAGUUCGGCUUAGGAAAACGGGCAUCACCGACCUUCUAUAGUUUCGGUCUGGGACGGCGGGCUUCGCCACAGUACAGUUUUGGACUCGGAAAAAGAGUGUCGCACCCAUCCUUCUUAAAUGUGGACGACCGUGAAUCGGACUACACGUACAACGACUUGUCGGAGGAGAAGAAGAGGACGGCGGACGAUAUGGGUCACGGCCAGCGGUUCGCUUUCGGGCUGGGCAAACGAGGUGCGGGGGCGGAAUGGGACGACGGCGACGGUGACGGCGACGACGCGGCGCCCAUUUGGCACCCGGCCGUCAGGCGGGCUCGUCUCCAGUACGGUUUCGGGCUGGGCAAAAGGGCCGACCGCGACUAUGACGCCACCACCGGUACUGAGUACACGGAUACGCUGCAGUUGGCUGACGACGCCGCUGACAUCAACAACUAAAAGAAACGACAAAUGUUCACCUAAAAAACACACACACACACACACACACACACACACACACACACACACACACACACACACACACACAAACACACAUUGAUGCAUACAUACAACAUACAAACAUACAGUGGUAAACGUAUUGUUGGUGGAGAUUAGUGGUGGUUGGGGUGAUUAGUCCCCAAAUACAAUUUUAUAAUUUUAACAUCUGCUGAAUGUCGUCAUUUAUUAUAGCAUAUAAUAUGAGAACUAUCUUAGAUAGCUUUUAUCUUUGGCCCCGCUCCUCGACCCAUCUCGUCCUGGAAAUAAAAAAUAAUUUAUUUUAUAAAAAGUACCUAUACCUCUACCCAAUAACAAUUCAACAAUUUAACACAUUUUUGAUUUUUUGUUUUUAUUAAAGUAUUAUAAUAUAUUAUCAAAUUUCUUUAAAAUAAUGUGUUGUGAGUAUUAUAACAUAGCCAAUCGGUAGUAUUAAUAAUAAACAUACAAACAUUUAAAAUAUAGUGGUUCGAGUAUUUGUGAGCCUUUUUAAUUGAACAGAUUGUUUAAAAAUAAAAAAAUUAAGCUCCCCUAGCAUUUCACUAAAUCUCCACCUAUGAAACGUAUACGGUCAUGCAUAUUGUUUGAUAAAAAUCAGUAUCUACACGCAGCUCUCAGAAACAUAUUAUUAAAAAAAAAUAAAGAAAUAAAUUACAAUAAUAAAGACAACAGACCGAAGAUUUAUUUUUUUGUUUUUCUUACAGUGCCAAAUUAUAAUAAUAAUAAUAUAACAUAAUAUAAUAUCGAGUGUGUAUAAUAUACUCACACGUAAAACUUCCGUUUGCUUAUUAUUAUUAAUACGAUUAUUUAAUAUAUAGUCUAAGAUUAUGUCUGUAUGCGAUUUGUAUUGUUAUAAUAUUACGUGGAUUUUACGGAUGGACUUUACCUAACGGGUUAAAAUUACUUUUAUCAUUGAUUAUAGAAAGUCGUUCUUAGUCCGAUAAUCAAUUCUUAUAUAAAAAAAAAAAAUGUACAUUUCUAAAAUGCCUACAACAAUAUUACUGCGCGCUUCCCCGUAACAGUUGUUUUGAACGCCUCAAACGUAGGUGUAGUAGCAGGUAUUAUAAUUUAUUGUUUUAAUGAUCCUACCCUAGACGGGGUAUCAUUAAAAUUUAAUAUUAACGGUUAUUUAAAAGAAAUAAACAUAAUAUAUACUCCUACAUCCAUGUUAUUUUCUCGAUACUAUAUUAUUUUGCGAAGCCCAACCGAUGUCUUGUCUCCAAUAAUGAAUGGAAAUCAAAUAAGAAAAAUUUAAACAAAGUGCGUAUUAUUUGUGGGUUUAAUUUUAUAAACAAAAGAUUAAAUGUGAAAUUAUAAUUGAAAUAAAUCUCAUAUCCUUGCAGUAAUA
Molecule: messenger RNA, 2401 nt
Organism: Acyrthosiphon pisum (pea aphid)
Lineage: Eukaryota; Metazoa; Arthropoda; Insecta; Hemiptera; Aphididae
Gene: AstA
Product: allatostatin A
Exons: 3
Coding region: 16-1017 (333 amino acids)
Source: RefSeq, a predicted model, not a curated record